This is a messenger RNA of Patella vulgata (common limpet), 6620 nucleotides long. RefSeq names its product zinc finger protein 721. The transcript has 5 exons. Lineage: Eukaryota; Metazoa; Mollusca; Gastropoda; Patellidae. Gene Ontology annotation, biological process: regulation of transcription by RNA polymerase II. The coding region runs from base 92 to 4378 and encodes 1428 amino acids. The record is from RefSeq and is a predicted model, not a curated record. Gene Ontology annotation, molecular function: zinc ion binding; DNA-binding transcription factor activity; RNA polymerase II cis-regulatory region sequence-specific DNA binding.
CUUCAGCUGGAAUCCGAAAACUAGAACGAAAAGAAUGCAAGAAACCAAAACACAUUUUCGAAACCAGAUUUAGAAUCAGCUUGGAAGAAAAAUGUCAUUAUUACAUAGAUUUCGGUAUUGUGCCGUCAAUGGCUGCAGCAGUAGAUCAUUAGGGGCUACUUCCUUUGGCACAGAUGAAGACGUCGUUCUACAUAGUCUCCCAGAGGAUCAAACAACAAAACAGACUUGGAUUAAUUUUGUACGAAUUGGUAGAAAAAAUUGGAACCCAACACCUUCUUCAGUUCUGUGUAGUGCUCAUUUUAAAUCUGAUUCUUUCCAAAUUAAUUCCGAUUCUACUUUAGAAAAUCAUAAAGGGAGAAUACUACUUGAUGGGGCUGUCCCCACUAUUCUUCCCCUGUCUGCCAGGGAUGCCAUAGAUGAUAGUUUACCAAUAACUUUUCAACAUGUACAGAAAUCUGAAGAACUUAAACAGAAUAAAAAGAAGCUGAUGACAUUUGAUGGUGAUGAUGAUGAUGAUGAUGGAAAUCGAAUGCAAAAUGUUUCUCCAGCAACUGUACAACAGGGUGCUACUAACCAAUCUACCAUACAGUCAAUACAAGAAACUCCAUCGAUACCAGUUACAAUGCCGAUGAUAUGUCUUGUAUCAACUCCAUCAGUAAAUAAAAGAUUAGCAGCAACAUCACAAUCGACCCCGAAUAAUUCUAACCAAGGGAAGAUAACUCUACAACUUCGUUUAAUGGGAGGGGAGAAUUCUCUUCCCCAGUCGACAGUUUCUGCACAGAUCGUUCACAACGAUCUGCGUGUUAAAGAAGAAGAUGCUGACAAUGUCAAUGAAGAUGAAGACCUUAAAUCGAAGACGUUCUAUAAAUGUAAUUGUUGUGAUGUGAGUUUUGUACGAUACGCUGAUCUUGAGAAUCAUUGUAAAAUACACGUUAAGGAAGAAGACUCCGUAGCCAGUAAUUCUAAACAAAGUAGUAGUCAAGGUCAAGGUCUUCUUGAAUGCCGAUUUUGCUCGGAAACGUUUACAACCGUAAAAAAUCUUUACGCACAUAUUAAAACGCAUCAAGAAUACGAAUUUCAACAUUUCUCUUGCGAUCUUUGUGAAAGGGUUUUUAAAACCAAAGAUACUUUACGCAGACAUAAGAGGCUCCAUGAUGGGAAAAGAGAAUUUGAGUGUGAAGUUUGUGAAAGAGGAUUUUCGUAUAAUAUCCAUUUACAGGAGCAUAUGAGAAGUCAUACCGGUGAGAAGCCAUUUAAGUGCGAAAUUUGUGGAAAAUUGUUUGCGUAUCGAGGGGAUUUAACGACGCACAUUCGUCGACAUACGGGAGAGAAGCCGUUUGUUUGUGAAAUUUGCGGUAAAGCCUAUAUUUCGAGUAGUCAGUUAAUAACACAUAAAUUAAGUCACAACAAAGGAUACCCUGAUCUCUAUAAUCAAUGUAAAAUAAAUAUUAAAAAUAAAGAUAAAAAGUCUGUCGCCAGCACGUUUACGGGUACACCGUCGACUGAUCAGGACUCGGUCGAUGACGAAAACGAUUGUGAUAUCGCUGUACAUUUUGAGCCGGACCCGGACCGAGAUAUAAGCACAGACAACAAAACACACGCCAAAUGUGAAAUCUGUUCAAAAUUAUUCACAGACAAAGCUGCUUUAAGUGAACAUACUACAUUCCAUACUUCCCAUUGUCAGUGUUGCAUCUGCUGGGAAGUCUUUGACAAUGUUACUGACCUUCACAAACAUAAUAAAAAUCAUGUCGUCCAGAACAAAAAAAUAACAUCUAAAUGUAAGAUUUGUUUGAAAUCAUUUUCAAAUAAUACUUUACUUAAUGAUCAUAUGAUCCAAGAGCAUACAAGUGCAAAUCAUGACGACAAUCUUCUCGAAUGCCGAUUUUGUUCCGAAAAGUUUACAACUGUUAGCAACCUUUACGCUCAUAUCAAAAUGCAUCAAGAAUAUGAAUUUCAACAUUUUACUUGUGACCUCUGCGAAAAGGUUUUUAAAACUAAAGAUACUUUACGCAGACAUAAGAGGCUCCAUGAUGGGAAGAAAGAAUUUGAAUGCGAAAUUUGUAAAAGAGGAUUUUCCGCUAGCGUGAAUCUACAGGAUCAUAUGAGAAGUCAUACCGGUGAAAAGCCAUUUAGGUGCGAUAUUUGUGAGAAGUGGUUUGCGUAUCGAGGUGACCUUACUAAACACAUACGACGUCAUACAGGGGAGAAGCCAUUUAUUUGUGAAAUUUGCGGCAAGGCCUACAUUUCAAGUAGUUCGUUAAUAAAACAUAAAACCUGUCACAGCGAAGAAAAAUUAUUUACUUGCGACGUCUGCGGGAAGCCCUUUUCAAGUAAAAGUUCUCUGAACCUGCAUUACAAACUUCACACGGGAGACGGACUUUUCAAAUGUGACUUGUGCAGUAGAGUGUUUGUUUUAAAAUCUCUACUGUCGAGACAUGUCCGUUGCCAUAGUGAUAAUCUCAAAUGUGAUAUUUGUUCAAGACAGUUUAAUAGACGGAACAAUCUCUCGGAGCAUAUGAAAUCUCACCGCAGAGAAAAAAAAUCGUACAGAUGCGACGUCUGCAAUAAAUCUUUUAACAAACGGCAAAGUUUCAACCGGCACCGAGAAAUUCACAAUGAAGUAAAUCUGUUUAAAUGUAGUUUUUGUGACACAUCGUUCAAAACAAGACUCAGUCUGAAGAGACAUAAAAAAACUCAUAAUCAAGAAACAGAACGCAGAUUUGAAUGCGAGCUUUGUAAAAAGCGUUUUUACGACAAACAGCAUCUAAAGAAUCACAUACCAACGCACAGUCAAGAGACGCCAUUUAAAUGUGAUGUUUGUGGUAAAGCUUAUAAACUACAACGAUCUCUGAAGAUCCACAACAAAACACAUAUGGAAGAAAAUACUAGAAAUGUUCUUAGUGUAGAAAAAUCUCAUAACUGUGAUGUUUGUGGUAAAUCAUUUCAACAACGUAGAUCUCUUAACAGACACAACAAAAUACAUACUGGUGAACAACCUAGCAACAUUUAUACUGGUAAAUCAUUUCAACAACGUAGAUCUCUCAACAGACACAACAAAAUACAUACUGGUGAACAACCUAGCGACAUUUAUACUGGUGAACAACCUAGCGACAUUUAUACUGGUGAACAACCUAGCAAUGUUUAUACUGGUGAACAACCUAGCAAUGUUUAUACUGGUGAACAACCUAGCAAUGUUUAUACUGGUGAACAACCUAGCAAUGUUUAUACUGGUGAACAACCUAGCAAUGUUUAUACUGGUGAACAACCUAGCAAUGUUCAUACUGGUGAAAACCAUAGCAACAUUCAUACUGGUGAAAACCAUAGCAACGUUCAUACUGGUGAAAACCAUAGCAACAUUUAUGCUGGUGAAAACCAUAGCAACGUUCAUACUGGUGAACAACCUAGCAACAUUUAUACUGGUGAAAACCAUAGCAACGUUCAUACUGGUGAACAACCUAGCAACUUUUACACUAGUGAAAAAUCUAGCAAUGUUCAUACUGGUGAAAGAUCUAGCAAUGUUCAUAUUGGUGAACACCCUUCCAAAUUUCAUACUGGUGAAAAACCUAGCAUUAUUCUUACUGGUGAAAACCAUAGCAACAUUUAUACUGGUGAAAACCAUAGCAACAUUCAUACUGGUGAAAACCAUAGCAACAUUCAUACUGGUGAAAACCAUAGCAACGUUCAUACUGGUGAAAAACCUAACAAUGUUUACACUGAUGAAAACCCUAACAAUGUUUACACUGAUGAAAACCCUAGCACUGUUAAUACUAGUGAAAAACUUUAUACUUUUGGAAACCCUAGCAAUAUUCAUACGGGACAAAAAUGUUUUGAAUGUGAUAUCUGUGGUAAAUUAUUCAAGCGAAAAAGGUCUGUGACUAUACACAAAAAAACCCAUUCCGACGAAAAACCGUACACUUGUCAAUCAUGUGGAAAAUCUUUUAAACAACGUAGAUCUCUGAGAAUGCACAACAAAAUUCAUACUGGUGAAAAAUCUAACAACGGUGACACUGUCGAAAAAAAUUACAAAUGUGAUCUUUGUGAUAUAACUUUCAGUAAACGACAGAGUUUCUAUAAUCAUAAAAAAAUUCAUAAGGAGGAAAUAGACAGACCUUUUAAAUGUGACAUAUGUAUAAAGACUUUUAGUGAUCGACAGUAUUUACAGAAACAUUCAAAAACCCAUAAUGAAUUACGAGAGAGACCAUUUGUUUGUGAUCUUUGUGCGAAAUCGUUUUUUAACCUUCACAAUCUCAAGGAUCAUAUCCGAACCCACACAGGUGAGAAGCCAUUUAAAUGUGAUGUUUGUAAUAAAUCAUUUUCUCAGGUAGGUAGCGUGAAUUUACACAUCAGAAACGUUCACAACAAAGACAAAAGCAUUUGAAUUUAAGGGAUAUAACACCUCUGGGAUUUACAUAUAGGUCAAAAAAAAUUUGAGAGAGAGAGAGAGAGAGAGAGAGAGAGAGAGAGAGAGGGAGGACAUUUUGGAACUAACAUAUGGUUCAAUUUUAUCUGAAUAAUUUGCAUGCAUGUAGGGGUCUUUAGCAGAGGCAGGAAACUGGAGGACCCGGGGGGAAAACCCACGAGGUUCGACAGACGACCCUAGUCCUUGUCACGUACAUCUGGGGAAUCAAAACCACACUGGUUGACUCAAUGACAGACCUUAUGAUACAACGUGCAUGCGCUCACCAUUCGGCCACUCUAGCUGAGAGAAUACAUGUAGUUUAUUAUUUUGUUAGGCUAUGGAAAAUGAACACUUUACAAUGUAAUUGUAAUUGAGUUCAUGCACAUUGGUGAAGAGAACAUGUGAUUUAAUGUGCACGCUUUAAACCCCUUACUUUGAUCGCCUCCCCGUACAGUGUUGAAACCUCAUGUAGAUAUUCAGGCUGACCUUAAAAAUAUCUUUGUUUCACCAAACCCGACCCACAAUCGAGGAGAAGGGUCGGUAGGUCGGUUUUUUUUUCAGAUUUUUUUUUUAAGAGCUAAUUUGACAGCUUGAUAAUUUUUCGGGUGCAAACAUUCGUCUUCUUUUAUUGGCAAACAAAUCAAUGACAUCGGGAUUUUUCUUGAUGCACGACUCGCACACAAAUUGCCACAAACUCACGUUUGAAACUCCCUCAACACGUUUUUAACGAUCGUGCGGGUUGUGCCUUCAUUUUUCUCGAAAACGGAUAUUGAAAAUAUCGUCGUCAUGUUUAAAACGACGCCCCACAGACAUAGAGGCAGAAUCAUUUCGUGGGAAUGGACGUGCUUUCGUCUGCAACCAUUUUGUUGAGAAGCGACACCUAUGACGCUUUCGUCUUGAUCAACCAGUUUCAAUAAUGAAUCAAACCAUAGCCAUAGUAAAGGGAAAUAACUCUCGUGAUAUAUUUCAGGUUGACACACAAAAUAAAAUAAAAAGAUCGCAGAAAAGUGCAAUAAAAUAAUUUAAGUCGGGGGUGGUUUUAGUUAGUCGGUCGCGUUAGGCGAAACAAAGAUAUUUUUAAGGUCAGCCUCAUGGAGUAGGGUUGCCUCUCCAGACUUGUGGGUUUGCUCCAGGUCCUCUGGUUUCCUCCCACUGUCUCUCUCUCUCUCUCUCUCUCUCUCUCCAACCUGGGUAAAAAAACAAAAAAAUGCUAUCAAACGAUUUUUUCACAAACACACUGUGAUUUUUAACCCAAAAAAGCAUAUUUCUACAUUGUAUUCAUAUGGUAACUGUAUUAUUCUAUAUUCUAUGUCAAAUAAUUGCUGUAUAUAUGCUUGUACAUUAAUGUAUGUAUGUAUAUAUGCUUGUACAUUAAUGUAUGUAUGUAUAUAUGCUUGUACAUUAAUGUAUGUAUGUACAUGUAUGCUUGUACAUUGUUGUAUGUUUGCUAUCCUUGGACGUGAUAAGCAAAUUUAAAAUUGCGAAAGGCUCAAAUAACGAAACAUUGUAAUAAUAAUUGCGAUACUAUUGGUCACACAUUCUCAUGUAAUUGUAGUAAUAGGGUUUAUUUCAGUUGUAUGAAAGGUGCUCCGUUUAAUAUAUUGAAGUGGUUAAACAAAUGGGUGACAAUGAGAAAUGGGCUUGGGCUAAAUAGAUAUUUUGCAAGAUUAAGCUUUCUUAGACUAACUCACCGACAGUUCCUGCCACCAUCAGUUACUGGUGUCCAGUCAUCUCGUGCAUAGAUUAGUCCAAUUAAAUGAACAAUUUUGAUGAAAACGGGUACCCAAAUGAAACACUUACCCCAAAAUGUUAAUUGUCCCGCCCUAAAAGCCGACGUAUCUAAGCGUUUGAUAUAAAUUUAACAGCACCAUCAAAUUUGCUUUAGAAAUCAUUCAGUGUUGCCAGGGAAGACAUCAUUGGCGUUCCAAACGGGACGUACAGCCACCUCAGAUUAGAGGCCUGGAUAGAGACAACAUGCAGUGUUCUUAGACGGACACACCUUUAGUCUCCCCUGCUUAGAGAGUCUGACAUAGAAAGAAGUGCCUAACGCCACAAAACACCGACUAAGGGAUAGAGAACUUAUAUUUAGCUUAUAUUUAAUGUCAUAUGUGUGUGUAGUUUCCUAUAUAUAACCGUUUUAUUAUGGAUGUUAUAAAGAUAUAAAAACAUAGUCCAGGGGCGGAUCCAGAGGGGGGGAUGUAAGGGGGUCGACCCCCCCCCC